ACCUUUGCUUUUUGACUUACUGUAUGUUGUCACACAAGCAUCAAACCAUGAGCCUUUUAUGACAAUCAGCAUUUUGAGUCUCUCUCAAAUUUCCAUACAUCAUGGACACAGCAGUACUUGUCGAACAUAACAUGGAGCCAACACACAUGAGUCCUAAUCCAUUAAGAUGCCCUCCCCCUUCAACCCCUCUACAUCAGCUAUCUCCCGAACGCAUCAAUCAGCAGCGCAUGCCUCUGUCUCCUUCCUUGCCUAGCUUUGCCAAUGAGAAUGAUCGCCCACGAACCCGGGACUCAUUUUCGUCCGAUGUCCAGUCGAAAGUCGCAUUUCUAAACAGUCUCGCCCACGGCACGGGCACGGGCAGCGUGCAAUCGUCGCCUACAAGACCACCUAGGGGAAACACCAACAGCAACAACGCCCUCCAGCGGGCUGUGAUGGGGUAUGAAGAGGCGCAGGCCAGUCUGGCUACACUGACUGCAGAACUCGAGCGGGCGAAAGAAGAAAUGUCCUCGAGGAAGAAGAGGGAACGAAUGCUCGCGCAGCGCGUGGACGAAUUACUGGAAGACUUGCAGGCCGAAAAGGAGAAGAGAUGUCGUGAUCAGGAAAGUUAUGCUAAAGAGAUCAAGAGGUGUCGCAAGGAGGCGUACCGUGCUGAGUUGGCGGUCGUAGAAGCACGACAGGACCUGCAGGAGGCGAGGAGUGAGUUGAAGAGAAGCCAGGCUGAAGUGCAGCAUGAAAAGGCGGAGAAAGAGAAGAGUCGGCAGGAGAGUUUUGAGAGAGCUUAUGCUCUCGCAGGGGUGGUCGGCGAGCUGGAACAGUUGAAAGACCAGCUGAAGGUCAUUGAGAAAGAAAGAGAUGCUGCCUUGCUGGAGGUGAAGGCUAACAAAGUCGAGAUGAACGUCUCGAUGGAAGACGAAGACAAAGAUAAGGUUGCGACAAACCGCCAGCCCGAGAAGGGGCAAUCUGAAACGAGCAAGCAUGCGCAGCAACAACCGGAGCCGACAGUUUCUCUGAAGAGAUCAAUCGAAACGAUGGAAGAGCCGGAAGUGUCUGAAUCUAUGGCGCCUCGUGAUAUACUCAAGUUCACCCUGGACAUCUACGACAAACGCAUGCAAGGAGAAAAGCUGACGCCUCAAGAAGAGAUUCGAUAUCUCAAGCAGGAGUUGAGAUGUGCUCGACAAAAGCAUGCUGAGGAUGCUGAUAUGAUGCACUUCAUGCAUAUGCAGUGCCAGUUCAAGGCUUGCCCCUGCCGACUAGCAGAGGAGAAGGGUGAUCGUUUUGUGCAUGACUACGCAUAUGAGGCGGCUGUCGACCAAGCUCGGGCGUCGAAGAAGAGGAAGAUCUCGAAUCAACGCACUGAUCCACAACCCGCACAGGUGCCCUUUGAGGACAAGGGCGCCCAAGCAAAUGCAAGCACUGAUGUACCGUUCCACGAUGCGCCACAGGCACUGCCUGAGCCUAUAAAGGACGAAGAAACCUACAGACUACCUCCCGAUCCCAUACCCGACCAUCUAUCGAGGAUCUCCGAGGAACCACUUCUCCUCGAAGAAGCCGUCGAGGUUCCCCUACCCGAACCUCAACCCAUGGAAUUGGACUCACGAGAAGUCACGCCCGAGCCGACCGCUCAACUUGAAGAAAUCACCCAAGUUAUCGUCGAACCCGGCACAACAUCAAAACCAUUCUCCUUCUCCACCUCGACCACAAGCAAUCCUGCACUGAGAGCCGCAACACCAUCCCUGCGACACACCGAGAGCGCAACGACCGUUCUCGAACGCCAAAGAGAACAAGAACACGACCUCUUUGAUCUCUCUCCUCCAAAGCAAGCACCCCCUCGCCGUCCAUCAACUGCCAUGGGCAUCUUAAUGAUCGACUCACCCAUCCGCCUCGUGCCAGACUCACCACGCUCCUUGAGGUCGUCCGAACACGAAAUGACCCGCUCAACGACCCCGACAUAUGAUUAUCACCACCCCAACAACUACAAUCACACGAUCACCACAACCACCAAAAUCGCACUCAAAGGCUCACCGCAGAGGAACAGUUUGCACAGACGAGCACAGUCGCGACCAGACAUUCGCAGCCACUCCCCUCUGAGAUCCUCCGCCAUGUCGCAUGUAAGUGACCCUGAUACUGAGUCAUUUCCGCGUCCCGUCUUUGCGAAAGACACAUCCGCAUCACCGGCCUCGACGACGCUAUUCCCCGUCACCCCACUUCAUAAGCACGCAAAGUCCGCACAACUACUCGCGCAGUCGCAGCCUCGACCUGCGCCCGCACCCACGGCUAUGACCAGUAUCACGACUCGCGUCCCGCUCAAGGGGUUCGCCGACGCCGAAGGAAAUGACCAGUACUCUCCCGAAAAGCCCGGUCACCGAUAUAACUAUGGUCACGCGCACACGGAGGUGUUGAACGUUAAUAUGAGUAUGAACAUGAACUUCAACCCAGACGUCCAUGCCAACCCGCUCCGCACGAGCACGGCGAGCAACGGGAGCGAUACAUUUUCGAACCGCGCGUCGCAGGCAGGGACCAUCCCGACCUCGAUAUUGGGCAGUGUCCCUGGAACGCCGAUAUCACGAGAAGCCGCGCUGGCACAGAUCCGAGCGAGACGAGAUCGCGCCAGGAGUGUGAAUUUGAAGUUGUCGUCCACCGGCAAGGAGAAUGGUAUGACUGGCAGUGGCAAAGCUGGCAGUCCAAUGAAGCCUAAGGUCGUUGGUGGGGCGGGAAUGUUCGGUAGGGACAAGGAGAAUGUGAGGCGGGAGAUCAGCCAAGCGAGUGCGCCAGGACGGUUUGGAUACUGAAAGGCGGGGCAGGACGUGAACGUACAGACAAGUAGACCGUGAGUACGGCGACGAGUGUAUGCAAAGAUGGUGAAAGAGCGUGGCCGAGGAGGUAUGGCUCGAACAGAGCAAGUAUGAGGACGAGUGAUCGAGAAAAGGAGAUUGAUGUGUAAAGUACAAAGAUGACAGUGUUUCUAUUUAUUUUGGGUCUGGCGUCUGUAUAGCCGGUGCGACUGGAUAUGCAUACGCGUGCUCAUUCAGGAACAUACCCGAUACUGGAUAGCGGUAAGGCGUAAUGGAAUUUCAAGUUGAACAAGAUA
This is a messenger RNA of Exophiala xenobiotica, 3088 nucleotides long. RefSeq lists its product as uncharacterized. The record is from RefSeq and is a predicted model, not a curated record. The transcript has a single exon. Bases 102 to 2789 code for a protein of 895 amino acids. Lineage: Eukaryota; Fungi; Ascomycota; Eurotiomycetes; Chaetothyriales; Herpotrichiellaceae.